Marchantia polymorpha subsp. ruderalis is the source of this 4715-nucleotide messenger RNA. Lineage: Eukaryota; Viridiplantae; Streptophyta; Marchantiopsida; Marchantiales; Marchantiaceae. The record is from the annotation of a GenBank genome assembly.
CCCGUCGUCCGCGAGGACGAGGAGCCUUGCGUCCCGAGCUCUGAGAGAGAUGAUGCGAGCGCAAAUCUUUGUCAGAGUGUUCUGAUUGCUCGCCGUGCCUUGGCACUCGCGUCCGGGGACCCUUGGCCGUGUGCGCGUUGUGGCUCCGACUCUGAGUCUGAGUCGCUGUCGCUGGGGCUUCGACCGCCCUUUAUCGCAAUGGGUCGAGGCGAAUUGGUGGCCGUGUUUCCCACAGGUUGAUGAAUGAGUUCGUGUCAGAUGAAUGAAUGUGGCUGUGGCAGCUGUUCUUCUGUGACCGUUGUUAGUUGUGUGGAAUCGCUCCAGAGUUCACCGGGAGGGUCGGAACAUCAUUGAUUCGGAAGCAGCUCGUCGAUUCCACCCGUUGCAUGCCCCGGUACAAUCACAUUUGAAUCCGUCUCCGCACCGACGAGAAUUUCGAAUUGUCUCACCGCUCGAACCAUUCGUCCGAGACCGAUCUCUUUCUCUUACAGACAUCUAUCAAUGAGCAUUUGGGGAGAAGGUGGAGCAGCUGAGAGUUUUGGGAGGGGACGCAAACUUCUGCACCUUAUGGCGACGUCAUCGGGGAUCUUGUCACCGAGGCUCGAAAUCUGAGGAGAAGAGAUUUGGCAACCACAACGGGCAGAACCGCAUUCGAGAAUCGUGGACCGGAGCUAUGGCGAAAGACAGCACCGGAGAAAACGCAGGGAAUCUCAAGGAUGAGUCCAUCGAUGGUGGAGGAGAGAGUGCACCACAUGUAUCUAAAGGAGAGACGAUUUCGGCUGCACUCAGACAGUGCGUUUCUUUGGGUGGCAGACGUGGCAAGAAAAUGACUAAGCCGUGGAGAGGUCGCUUGAAAGCUCGAAGUGCUUCCUAUCUUCAGCUCUUCAAGGACCUCCCCUCAGGCCCGACUGUGUUUUCCACCCUUACAUUGUAUGAUAAACAGACCCCACAAAAACAAGUUAACAGAUAUGGCAAUCAACCGACAGGAUUGCAAGAUGUGGCGUGGCUGUCCUUGGAUGGCCGCCUCAUGAAUGCUGACACUGCCACCAGUUUAGGCCGGAUGGGAGGACAUCUGGUGGAACCGGAGGCUUCUGUGUGGGAAGGAUUGAAUCCCUUACAGCGAGUUCUCAUCGUUGCAGUGGCAGCAGCAGCUGCAGCAGCUGCGAAGGAGAAGAGCUCUCAUGAAGUAGCCCGCUUGCGCAAAGUCAUCAAUGACAGGGAAAAUGCCCUGAUGCACAUGCGACAGGAGCUCAGCAGCCUUUCUAGCAAAGUUGACAUGGAACGUGCUGAACUCCAAACCGAAAGAUCAGAGCCCACCUUUACAAAUGCAGUAGAGGAGCUUGCCAGCUUACUGGGUCAAGUGGAUUUGCGAAGAUCUCAACCGAGUCCAGGGCUGAGCACAGAGCCGGAUUUCUACACUGCGGUCAAUCAAUUUUGUGACUCCCUGGGCGAGUUUACCGAGCUAAAGGAUGAAAGUGCCGAUUCACCUGCUGUAAAUAGACAACUGAAUUUCAAUAGCGCUAUGAGAAAGGUGUCUCCUGGGAAGGAGGAAUCUCCAAUCAGUGGGGGUCCUGGGCUGGAACUCAUGGAGAAGAUGAUCCUGUCAAAUAGUUGGAUUGAGUCACUUGACAUCGGGUUACUCUUGGAGGAAUCUGCUAAUGAGGAGCAUGAAUUCUUGUUUGGUGAGGAUCUUGUAAACAAGGAUGUCGUCUUUGAGGAAAAUGGAAAUGGAAAAGAAACAACUGAAAGGAGUGCCGAAGCCGAGAAAGUGGAAGACUUGCGUUCAAAUCCAGAGUGGGGUGCAGGAGCUAACGUACAGGGUGAACCCGUUGCGGAAGCUGGGUUUGGUCACGAGUGGUUGUCCGAGACUUCUUCCGUCAUAAUGGAUCCAUUCAGUCCCGAGCCACUUGAAAAACAGCGGAGGAAGCCAAUUGAGGUGAAUACUUCAAAAGAAUGGUCUCUAAAAUCAGAGGCAGGAGACGAUGCAUUCUCGGCCCGCGCCCGCUGUGCCACUAUCAUUCUUGAUGUCAAGAAACAAGUCAUUGCACUGCUGGACGAGGCAGCCUCCAACAUGCUCGAAGCUCUCAAUUGCAUCAGUGAAAAGGCUAAUCUUCUUGGAGGCGAGGAGACUGUAGCUAUAACUCCACAAAGACCCGAGGAUGCCUGGAGUCACAAACCAACAGAGUCGUCAACAAUAAAGGAGAAUGUGAGCAAAGUUGCCUCUCGGAUAGCCGCUUUGCAAACAACGAUGGUUAAUGUGUGGCAUACGCUUGGACCUGAGGCGAUGGCUUCUCUAAACAUUUCUCCGUCGGAUUUUGAUGAUUAUCUCACCAAUCUGCAGAUCGCCAAGAUUCUGAACGAAGACGCGACUGAACUCUCAACGGCCAGUGUCAACAUUCAGUCGUGGCAGGAGUGGUUCCGAAGAGGUUUUGAUAACCCCGAGUCUUCGUUUCUUAGAAGAAUUCAGUCCACAGAUCAUGAAGACGAUUUUGUGGGUGCAUCUCGAAACUUUGAGCAAGAAAGUCGGUCGCCGUCUGCGUGGCCACCCUCUGUCGACAUUCGCGCUCGCAAGACUUCUGUCUCAGAAAGCAACAUGGUCACCCCUGCCGUCGUGGUAACAGCGCGAGAGAAAGUGGAGAAGCUUAUGAGUCCUCUGUAUGAAAAGAGUGAAGACACUUCCACCACUGACAGUUGCUCCAAUUUGGUUACCGUUGCUGAACAGCUUGUUGCGGAGCUGGAGAAGUCGGCUGCAAAGGUUGCCGGAAUGGAAGUACAAAUGAAAAACUUGAAGAAGUACGUUAAGGCAUGUGAUCUGAAGAGAAAGCAGGUGGAGAGAAAGCUUUUGGAAGCUUGGGAGCAAGACAGUAAGAAUCAGGUCAAAGCAGGUAAUGAGAUCAUGGAGCUCAAACGGCAGGUUCGUCUGAAGGAGACCGCUUAUCAGGAGUUGAUCCGAAGUCGGAAGGCUCUUGUGGGUGCGAAAUCCCAGGAGAUUACCGAGCUUCGGGAGGACUGUCGUCGCCGUGAUGAGGCUUUGAAAGACAUGGCUACAGCUGCCCAAGCAACCCAAGAAGCGAGCGAGAAGAAGCUCGCGGUUCUGGAGGAAAUAUGUCGGAAGAAAGACACUGCUAUCAUGACCUUGAAGCAGGAGAUUUUUGAACUCGAGGGCAAGGUUCAGGAGCUUCAGGCAUGCCAAACCCCUGCACAGCUGCGCCCAAUGAAUCUCCCCCCUGAGAACGACAAUGAUGACGACACAGACGAGAUCUACUUGAACGAAAGGAGCUACAGGCUGUUCGGAGCGGACGACUGCCAACUUCGCAGCUCCUUCACGUCCAUGUGUGGCAGUGAGAAUCGUCGAACGUCCUGGGGCUCGGACUUAUCGGCCCAGGAGUUCCACAUCAUCGACACUCCAUGGAGCUCGGAACUCUGUGGCGGUCAGGAUUUCAACGUGAUCGAGGAGGCAGCGUUCCAGGGUCGAUCUCUGAGCAUAUUCCAGAAUGUGACUUCAUCCCAAGAAUUCUCUCGGGGAGCGCUCAGAAAGUUCACGGAUGGAGGACCGGCGCCCGCGUCCAGCGGGAGCACGAGCGGGAUGGAGUCGUCCUCGAGCAGCAGCCGGCGCUCGGGGGAGAACAGUAGUAGCAACAGCCACCCUCGCGAUAUCAAGAGGGUAAACAACAUACCCAGCUACCGGAAAGAGUUGUCCAAGUCCGUGACGGGCAUGGUGACGACGAGGCCCCGGAGACGAGAUGACGCGGUCCGAGCCAGCACCGGCGUGCUGUCGACGGUCGGGAUCAACACGCCCAUCAAGCCUAAACAGCGGUCCUCAUCUGUAAACAAGGAGAGGGUUUCUCGGCAAGCUCAACCUUUGAACCAGCCGCCGGCGAAUGGUUCACUGAACGGGGGAAAACCGAAGGAAAACUCGAGCCGAGGCAGCAGCAGGCAAAAGUGGGUGUAAAUUGCUUAACUUCAUAUACGCUUGAAGAUAUGUUUGUGUUGCGGGGGCAACUUUCAGUGUCGUAUGCUGGUGCAGGUAUAGGCCUCAUGCGGCUGCACAGCGGUUUACGAACAGCACCACCCACCAUCCUAAUUGAAAAAUUUGUGUAGACUUAAAGAAAACUCCGAGUGUUUUCUCAACACUGAUGUACAUGACUGUACCAAUAGUCAGACCUAGGAGCCCAUGACAAAGCUUCGAAGCCGAAGAUGCAAUUUGGGCUGUUAUAGGUUGCGGUUUUCGUUCUUCCUUCGGCCGGCCGGCCCGUCAUAUGAUCUCCAGCCGGAAGUUCUUGUGAUAAUAUGAUCAAAGUCGUUCGGACUUUGUGAGUUACUCUGAGUCCCGAGAAGUAUCGACCUGUACAUACAUGGAACAUUGACUGCCACUGAGCUCUUAUGCUUUCUCUGGACUGGCCAUGGAUCACUUGCUACGCUGAAGCUCUUGUCAGCAGCUGCCUGCCUGCCUAGUCGUCCCAUGUUGGGGACGGCGUGAUGCCGUACUUGGGAAGCUCGGGAUGGAACGAUGCCAGCGCAUGGUCCUUCCUCUCUCCCUAACCAUUGUUUUGCCGGAUAUGAUCGACGCUGGCCUUUUCUUGCUUUCAAACAUUUUGAUGAUUAUCCUAUCCCCAAGGCCAACACGUUGGUAAAUCGGUCUGGACUUGAAAACUCCACAACUCAUUUUUUAUAUGAAUUAGUAUGAAUGUUAAGAGAGAUGGACUUUGCCGAGU